AUCUGCAUACUUUCCGAAACGGUGACGUCAUCGCCCCCCCCCCCCCCCCUCGACCUCUGAACCCCAUGAUGUCUCAUAACAACAACAAUGGCGGCCUUCGUGCCGCAGAAGAUAUCGAGCCUUUCUUGAACUUACUCGUCUUGUAGUGGAUCCAUGUGGACGCAAAUAUUCUUAAAACGAUGACGAGGAGGACGGAGGAAAAAAAGAUUUCGCCCUUGUGGACGGAGCCUGAAGCCUCACUCUAUCAGAAGAUACAUGAAAUUAGUGACUUGGUUCGUUCAGCCUCUCUGUGCGCUCGUCACACAGGGUGCUCAAGUGGAGGGGUUGAUGCUCCGCCCACUCACACAGCGGUUGGUGGACGUUAUGUCAGGUCCUUUGAUAUAUUCUCCAAAUAAAAUGAAAGUCAAGUAAACUGGAUCAGAGAUGUCAUCUGGACCUUCAGGUCCUUCAGGAUCUGGACUGAAGUCAGUCAGAAGAUCUCCUCGGCUGUCUCCACAGUGCAGUGGCAGUAAAGGAGGACAGGAGGAGAAGAAAGGAGGACACAGUCUGCAGGAGGUGAAGAGGAGAGGAAGGAUGGAGAGGAGCAGAGACGAAGAGGAGGAGGUGAACAACAGACUGAAGACGCUGGAUCUGUCCUGUAGGUCCGUGGCGUCUGGAACAGGUCUGGUUUAUUCUGAGAUCUUCACUCAUCAUAAGAACCUGUGGGACUCCAGUCAUCCAGAGAGUCCAGACAGAGUGACGUCCAUCAUGGAGGAGCUGCAGAGACAGGAGCUGCUGUCUCACUGUGUCAGAGUCCAGCCCAGAGAAGCUACAGAAGAAGAGCUGCAGCUCGCUCACAUGAAACAUUAUGUGGAUCUAAUGAAGUCGACUCAGACGAUGACAGAAAGUGAACUACACACUCUGUCUGAGAAAUGCGACUCUGUUUACAUCCAUCCUGAGUCCUUCCAGGUGGCUGUGUUGGCGGUGGGUUCGGUCCUGCAGCUGGUGGACCGGGUCGUCACCUCUGAGCUCAGGAACGGAUUCGCUGUCAUCAGACCUCCAGGUCAUCACGCUCAGUCUAAUGAGUCAAACGGAUUCUCUCUCUUCAACAACGUGGCGAUCGCAGCUCGAUACGCUCGGACCAGACUCUCAGUCAGCAGGGUGUUGAUAGUAGACUGGGAUGUUCAUCAUGGUCAAGGCAUCCAGUACCUGUUCCAGGAAGACCCCAGUGUGCUGUACUUCAGUGUCCACAGGUAUGAGGGGGGAUCUUUCUGGCCUCACCUCCCAGAGUCUGACAGUCAGUUUGUUGGCAGCGGUCGAGCUGAAGGCACAAACAUCAACCUGCCGUGGAACCAGACGAGGAUGACUGACGCUGAUUACAUCACAGCCUUCCAACAGCUGCUGCUGCCUGUAGCCCACGAGUUUCAGCCUCAGCUGGUUCUGGUCUCUGCUGGAUUUGAUGCUGCAGUCGGAGAUCCGAAGGGGGAGAUGUGUGUGAGUCCUCAGUGUUUCCACAUCCUGACUCACAUGUUGAUGAGUUUGGCUGAAGGUCGGCUCGUUCUCGCUCUCGAGGGAGGUUAUAACCUGCAGUCGACAGCUGAGGGCGCUGCAGCUUGUGUCAGAGCUCUGCUGGGAGGAGCCUGUCCUCCUUUGACUCCGCCCACCGCACCUUCUGACAGUGCUCUGCAGUCCAUCUCUCGGGCCGUCUCAGCUCUGUACCCUCACUGGGCCUGUCUGCAGACUCUGGAGGGCAGCUCAUUGGCUAAUGGGCGUGUCAUCAGAGCAACAGUCAAUGAGCAAAGCACAAAGCCGACCGUCCCCACCCCAUCUGUUGCCAUAGCAACAGGUCUGGUCUAUGAUGAGAGGAUGAUGGAGCAUCUGAACAUGUGGGACAGACAUCACCCUGAGCAGCCUCAGCGGAUCUUUAAAAUCUUCUCCAAACACGAGCAGCUGGGUUUGGUUGAUCGUUGCCGACGGGUCCCAGCUCGUCUAGCGACAGAGGAGGAGCUGUCCAGGUGUCACAGUGUGCAGCACAUAGAGCAGAUGAAGGCCACAGCAGUGAUGAAGCCCAGAGAUUUACACAAGCUGGGAUCUGACUUCAACUCCAUUUACAUCAACAACCAGAGCUUCCAGUCAGCUCUGCUGGCUGCUGGAGGCUGCUGCAGCGCUGUGGACCACAUCCUCACAGGACAGGUGAAUAAUGGCGUGGCGAUCGUUCGUCCUCCCGGUCAUCAUGCAGAGAGAGAUUAUCCCUGCGGCUUCUGUUUCUUCAACACAGCCGCACUCGCCGCUCGCCACGCACAAAAAGUUUCCCAUGGUGCACCACUGCGAGUCCUCAUCCUUGACUGGGAUGUUCACCAUGGCAACGGGACGCAGCACAUGUUCGAGGAUGAUGACAGUGUUCUGUACGUCUCCCUCCAUCGCUAUGACAACGGGACAUUCUUCCCGUCCUCAGAGGACGCUGCCCCUGACAGGGUGGGUGUGUCGAAGGGGGCGGGGUUUAACGUCAACAUAGCGUGGAGCGGUGGGCGGAUGGGCGACUCAGACUACCUUGCUGCAUUUCACCACGUCGUCAUGCCGAUUGCGACUGAGUUCAACCCUGGUCUGGUUCUGGUGUCAGCCGGAUUCGAUGCAGCUCGCGGGGAUCCACUCGGUGGAUAUAAUGUGACCCCAGAGGGAUACGCCCACCUGACACACCUGCUGAUGUCACUGGCAGGGGGCCGGGUCCUGCUCAUCCUGGAGGGAGGUUAUAACCUGACAUCCAUCUCUGACUCCAUGGCGAUGUGCACCAGCGUGUUGCUGGGAGACCCUCCUCCCUCCUUGAUGACGCCCCUCCCCCCUCCACAUCGCAGCGCCAUGACAACGAUCAAUGAGGUCAUCCAACAGCACGCCCCCUACUGGAGGUCCCUGAGGAUACACAUCCCAGAGUCUGUGCGGGUGUCGCUGCCUGCCCUGAAGCAUCGUGGAAAACGUAGUUCUAAAGGAAAAGGCAGGAUGUCCGAGGAGAGCAGGGUAGACAGGCCACUGCUGCCCCCUACAGGACAGGAGGACUUGACGACGGAGCCCAAUCUGGAGCACCUGAUGCAGGGAUUUGCCAGUUUGGACAUCAGUCAAACCUCAACAAUUCACACCCCUGCUACAUCCACUGCGGUGGGUGGAGCAAGGCCAAAGGUCCGCCUCAACCCAGAGCUCACCUGUGACGGUGAAGUGAAGGCGGAGUCAGGUGAAGUGACACCUGAGCAGAGCCAAUCAGCAGAGGCUGCUGCUGUGGCAGUGUCAGAGUCGGUUGCUUCCAGAGAUGUGGCUACUGGUGGAGCGGGGGCGGAGCCAGAGACAGAGGGAGCGUGUGGUUGGUCGAAGACUCAGACAUCUCUGGAGCUGACUUGUGGAGGACAGACGGAUGCCCCUCUGUACGUGGUGGACCCUCUGUCCUGGUGUCCUCACCUGGAUGCUGUUAAGCCCCUCCCCCGUUCAGGUAUCGAUGUCUCCCUACCAUGUCAGGACUGCGGCUCUGAUGCUGAGAACUGGAUCUGUCUCACCUGCUACCAGGUGUUCUGUGGUCGUUAUGUGAACGAGCACAUGGUGACUCAUGGUGUGGUCUCCGAACACCCGGUGGUUCUGAGCUUCUCAGAUCUGUCUGUGUGGUGCUACCUGUGUGAGGCCUACGUGCACAACCAGACGCUGUUCCAGGCCAAGAACUCUGCUCACUGGGCCAAGUUUGGAGAGGAGGUCCCUCCAUGGAGCUGAGGAGGAGAAGCUGAGGAGGAGGAGCUGAGAGGAGGAGCUGAGGAGGAGGAGCUGAGAGGAGGAGCUGAGGAGGAGGAGCUGAGGAGGAGCUGAGAGGAGGA
This is a messenger RNA of Acanthopagrus latus (yellowfin seabream), 3827 nucleotides long. It is a transcript of the gene hdac6, whose product is annotated as histone deacetylase 6. Gene Ontology annotation, cellular component: histone deacetylase complex. NCBI's taxonomy places the organism in Eukaryota, Metazoa, Chordata, Actinopteri, Spariformes, Sparidae. The transcript has 31 exons. Gene Ontology annotation, biological process: chromatin organization. The coding region runs from base 424 to 3726 and encodes 1100 amino acids. Gene Ontology annotation, molecular function: histone deacetylase activity; zinc ion binding. The record is from RefSeq and is a predicted model, not a curated record.